Messenger RNA from Trypanosoma conorhini, 2388 nucleotides. RefSeq lists its product as uncharacterized. The coding region runs from base 1 to 2388 and encodes 795 amino acids. Gene Ontology annotation, molecular function: protein binding. The transcript has a single exon. Lineage: Eukaryota; Euglenozoa; Kinetoplastea; Trypanosomatida; Trypanosomatidae. The record is from RefSeq and is a predicted model, not a curated record.
AUGAACGCGGCUGUGGCCGCGGAGGCAAACGCACCGCUCAGGAUUGAAUUUGACAGCAACGUAGAGUUGACUAUACUUGGAGCUUUUCUUCCAACUGCACGGCUGCUGCAUUGUGACCCAGUGGCGCAGCUGAGUGUGUCAACGCUGCGCAAGACAAUGCCUCUUCAUGGCAUGUCUGCGGGAGGCAAGGUGGUGGCUACGAGUGUGGUUGCAACUGAGCAUCGUGUCGCCUCCACGCGGCGGCAGUACUUCACCUCAAAACCAACUUUCAAUGAGACGUUGCGAUUCUCGGUGCCAGGCGCGAAAGCUCACUGCCCGGACGGAAAGAGAUCACUGUUCGCGGCGCAAAAACAGACGGAAUUAACGACGGACACGGUCGAGGGUGAGCAAGGCGUGGAGCAGCGCGUUCUUGUCACACUGGAGGAUGCGCAGGGUGAGGCUUACGGCCAGGCGGUGUGUCCAUUUAUGCUGCAUGCUCCAAGCAGGUCCACGCAACCGGUACGUCUCAUGCUGCAGCCCCGCAACGCCCACGACAAGCUUGAUCCGUUGUUUAAAAAGGAUGUGGCGAACCUUUUGAAACAUGGCGUGGAUGACUUUGGCUUUGUGACCGUUUCGUGGAACGUUUCACUCUCCCCGCACGGAGGCGCCCUCAUCACUGCGUCACCAGAGUCUGUGAAUCAACCAACGUUCCCCGUGGGACUAGUGCUUCGCGCGACGUGGCUUGUUCCGGGCCACACGUACCAGCGUGGCACCCAGUACUCUACCUCCGUGGAGUUUGGGGGACAGGAUCGUUUUCUCUUUGAUGGCACGAAUCCGUUAUUUCUCACAAUACAGAACCCAACUCAGCUUGAGCGAGCAAUUAUUCAUUGCACCAUUCAAAACGCGAUGAACCACACCAACGCCUCCGACGUGGCAGUGGCGCUGCCGAUACAACCCAUGGCCUCAUUCGCCAUGGAGCGCGAUGUGUGGUGGACGGCUGCCGUGCGCACGGCCCUCGGGAGAGACAUGGGGCUUCUUCUUGCUUGCAUCCGAUUGGUGCGCCAGCCACUGGGAGGUGAAACGCCGUUGUGUGCAGAGGAGCACUGUAGCCUCAUUAAUGAUCCAGUGCAUCAGGCGCAGUACGCACAUGUCGCGAGGGAUUGGGGUCGGCCGCCACCCGAUGUACCACCUGGGGCCUAUCAACCGAUUUUCUGGGAGUCCGAUCAGCAUAUCACGCGGGCGACAGAACGGCGAUGGAGGCGAGACUGUAUUGUGGAGGCGAAUCCUUCCAUGGAGCAUGUGCGGCAUUUGUUGGAUGUAAUGAUGGGGCACGCUGCACUUGAUCCUGGUGUGGCGCGUGUUUUAUCCGUGUUCUUUAACCAGGCAGGACCUGGUUUUUCUCCACAUGAGCUGAGGCAGUUUCUUAUCACGUGCACGUUUCAUGUGACGGGUAUGACACCGCUGGAGGCGGCGCGCUUUUGUUUCUUUGCACUUCGUCGCGGCAUGGAACAAGCCAUUGCACGAGAUGACGUGAUUUUUAUGCUUGAACACGCGCUUAUUGGGCGUACCAUUGAGAUGCCAGAGAUGGAGUUGCGGCGCCGCGUGGUAGACAUCUUUGGCGACACGACGUAUGUCAUCUUUGAAGACUUUCUGCGGUACUUUAUUCACAAUUAUGCGAUGUGGUACGCCUUCGGGGUGCCCAUCACGGUGAGUGAAGAACGCCCGGGGCGUGGCAGUGAUGGGGUCUCGUCCCCCGCACCGCAGCCCACGCCGACGUCAGCGCUGCUCAAGGCGGACGGGCCCAACGCGAAGACCCGUGCGGUACCCACAGCGAUUACUGUUAAUAAUAGUAACAAAGCUGCUGCGGCCGCGGUGGUGGGACAGGCAGCCGCAACAACGGCAAACACAAAGGCGGCGGCAGCACAUGAUGAGGGAGUUUGGCGCACAUUUAUCGCCCGCGUCCAGCACAGCAACAAGGCGUUCAGUGUUACGGCGCAUGUGAAUGACACCAUCUCUGACGUGAUGCUGAUGGUACAGAACAGCACAGGUAUUCGUGCGGCAUGCCAGGAGUGGCGGGCAGGGGGCGUGCUCCUGGACCCAAAGUGCAGGUUGGAGACCACCGAACUCGGCCUCGGGAAGAGUGAAAUUGGCGCACCGGAAGUAACCAUCAUCGCGCGGGAUGAAGUCGCACGCCUCGUGAUGCUGUACAAGGACAAGAGUUUUCGCUGGGAGGUGCGCAUGCCGGCCACUGAGAAGGUUCUCAAACUUCGUGCUCUGGUGCAACAGAAGACCAUGAUACCUCUGACACGAUGUGUGUUGCGGGCCCACGGCACGUGUCUGUUGGAUCGACAUCCUUUGGCGCACUACAACCUCCAGGACGGCGAUGUUGUCAGCAUCACGCAGGAGUAA